CCCUCUGGUUCUCAUUCGCCUCCCUCCUCUGCUAUGUGGGUCCUGCUCUCAAUCCUGGGGGUCCUCACCUUGUUAUCCAUAGUUCCUCUGGCCAGAAGUUUCCUUGAGAAUCAGGACUGUUCUUCAGAGUUCCGCCACUGCAGGAUGAAGUGCGAUGCUAACGAAUACGCCGUCAGAUACUGUGAGGACUGGACCAUCUGCUGUCGGGUGAAGAAGAAGGAAGCCAAGAAGAGGAAGAUGUGGUGACACGACUCCAGGGAAAGGCUCUGAAAGUAUAUACAAGUUCCGUGUCCACCUACUAAUAAAUGGUAUGAUGAGUAAAGGGGAUUUCAUGACAAUUUCAUGCUUGCAUGGUCACAUGCACAUAAAUACAUGUCUUAUCA
This is a messenger RNA of Grammomys surdaster, 383 nucleotides long. RefSeq names its product beta-defensin 43. The record is from RefSeq and is a predicted model, not a curated record. Bases 34 to 246 code for a protein of 70 amino acids. The transcript is spliced from 2 exons. Gene Ontology annotation, biological process: innate immune response. Lineage: Eukaryota; Metazoa; Chordata; Mammalia; Rodentia; Muridae. Gene Ontology annotation, cellular component: extracellular region.